This is a messenger RNA of Paramecium tetraurelia, 714 nucleotides long. RefSeq lists its product as uncharacterized. Gene Ontology annotation, cellular component: peroxisomal membrane. The transcript has 3 exons. NCBI's taxonomy places the organism in Eukaryota, Ciliophora, Oligohymenophorea, Peniculida, Parameciidae. Gene Ontology annotation, biological process: peroxisome fission; regulation of peroxisome size. The record is from RefSeq and is a predicted model, not a curated record.
AUGAUUCUGGGAACCGUAACUAAGAUACACAAAGUAAAUUCUACAGUUUUAGGUCAAGAUAGAAUGAUAAGGACUUAUACUUUUCUGUUACGGUUCUUCAAAUUGCAUUUGUUAAGGAAAAUGAAAAGUGGUGAAUGCCUUUAGAUGUGGUAAAACAAAGUUGAUAUUAUAUGUUCACACUUUUCUAUGACUAGAAGAAUAUUACGAUGGUCACGAACAGCAUUCUAUAUUCAGAUUCUAAUGAAUAAACUCAAAUAGUAAUCGAGCAAAAAUGAAUUAAAAUAUUACAGAAAUCUAAAUGAUGUUUUAUUUUAUGCUUACCUAAUACUUACGGAUGUGAAUGAUCUAAUCUUUUGGAUGUGUUAAAUUGGAUUGUGUAGAAAUGUCAAAUUAUUGUUAAUAACCAAAGAAAUCAGUCCAAAAUUUUACUUUGCUGAAUGUAUAGGGUGGUUUAUAACUCUGUGUCUAGAAUAUAGAGUUAAUCAAUAAGAAAUUUAUAAAUCAUAAGUGCAAAACGAUCCCAAGAAUAAAAUUAAAACUCGAUAGAUUCAGAUCUUAUAGAAUUUAGUAAAAUACAGUCUAGAUAUACCAGUGUCUUAUUCUUAUGUGAACACAAAAGCAAUUUCAUAAGAGAAAGCAGUUAUUCUAGGAACUAUUUCAAGUUUCAUAAGUUUAUAUCAAACUUUUUAAUAACAUUCUGGUGGCUUUUAGUGA